GACUGGUUUCCCGGCAUGCAGCAAGUGCGGAAGUAGGAAGAAGGGCAAAGAGGGAUAGAGGGAAGGAAGGAGAUACCACAAGGAGGAGAUGUGGAGUGUACAACAGCUGCUAUGGGGGUGUCGCUCCCUUCUGACCCAAGGCUGUCGAUCAUUUUCACUCGGCAGUCGUGAUCUAAGGAAGAUGAAUUUUAUGCCUCAGCCCAAAAAUACAGAUCGUUGGGACCACAAGAGGGCCCUGUAUGGAGUGUAUGACAACAUUGGGAUACUUGGUGACUUUAAGGCGCACCCCCGUGAUUUAAUAAUAGGCCCAUCCUGGCUAAGGGGCUGGAAGGGGAACGAAUUGCAAAGAUGCAUUCGAAAACGUCAAAUGGUUGGGCCAAGAAUGUUCUAUGAAGACAGAGAAAAUCUGAACAAGAGAAUUCGCUUCCUGUACAAGCGAUUUAACCGUUACGGCAAACACCGCUAGCAUAUGUAUUUUGGACUUUUAUAUUUCCUUGUAACAAAUAAAUUAUUUCAUAUUCA
Messenger RNA from Xenopus tropicalis (tropical clawed frog), 522 nucleotides. It is a transcript of the gene mrpl51, whose product is annotated as mitochondrial ribosomal protein L51. Bases 89 to 466 code for a protein of 125 amino acids. The transcript is spliced from 4 exons. NCBI's taxonomy places the organism in Eukaryota, Metazoa, Chordata, Amphibia, Anura, Pipidae. The record is from RefSeq and is a predicted model, not a curated record. Gene Ontology annotation, molecular function: structural constituent of ribosome. Gene Ontology annotation, cellular component: mitochondrion.